This is a messenger RNA of Suillus subaureus, 900 nucleotides long. RefSeq lists its product as uncharacterized. The transcript is spliced from 3 exons. NCBI's taxonomy places the organism in Eukaryota, Fungi, Basidiomycota, Agaricomycetes, Boletales, Suillaceae. Bases 1 to 900 code for a protein of 299 amino acids. The record is from RefSeq and is a predicted model, not a curated record.
AUGAUUCCCACACUGCUUUUCCCAGUCGGCAAAUUCUGGCCAACACUUACACAUUCUCUUCCUGGAUCCGCCCAGCUUACUGAUGCCUUACUUAAGACGAUGAACUUCUUCCAAAGCAGUCCCUCCGUAGUCCCCAACAAUGACUUUGUCAACUUGAAGGAUGUCUUCACUAAGGAAGCUUUGGACCUUGUCGAGUUAUCUGAUGAUGAAAGGACCCCCCAUGAUAGAUUCAAAUAUCACAUUAAUGCCAUACUCCCAAGCACACCAACUCUGACUAUCGACAAAACUUUCAUUGCUGACAAUGCUCCCUCCUGGCCCACUCGUUUUGGACCACAAAUUCCGGGCGCCAUCUGCCCCACUGAGAUCUUACCUCAGAAGUCCCGCCCACAUAAACUGAAGCAGCAGAAGAGCCCCGUGGUCACAUACUACAUGCAACAGCAUCGCGCGUUCCCCCAUCCAGCAACACGCCAACAGGACUGGUCAGUACCGUUUCAGCGACAGCCCGGUCCACCCAUGAAGGCUCGUAUUGUGCCUGCGAUUCCAGCUGCUACCACCACCUACCUCGCCGACGCACGUCCUGAUACCUCUAACAUCUUGCGUUCGCCCACCGCGGCUUUACUACUCACUAAAACGCCAAGAACCACGGCCGUUACGAUAGCCCAUCAUAGUCACGGGCCACAAGCCGACGAGAGUAAUACAGCACAUCAAGAAAUGACAGUUUCCACAACGCUAUCAAACAACACCACUUCACGAUACUCAAGACGGAGCACAAAGGACGCUACGACGCUUUUGCAACGUUCGCGACAGCCGACACUAACCGCCCACUGGGAAUGCGAUAAUAGUCCACGACUUUCAAGACUUCAUCAGGAAAACCCUCCCUCGACAAAUUAUGUUAAAUAA